This is a messenger RNA of Eucalyptus grandis, 2552 nucleotides long. Its product is annotated as probable LRR receptor-like serine/threonine-protein kinase At1g56140. Gene Ontology annotation, biological process: protein phosphorylation. The coding region runs from base 25 to 2328 and encodes 767 amino acids. The transcript has 17 exons. Gene Ontology annotation, molecular function: protein kinase activity; ATP binding; protein binding. Lineage: Eukaryota; Viridiplantae; Streptophyta; Magnoliopsida; Myrtales; Myrtaceae. The record is from RefSeq and is a predicted model, not a curated record.
UCGACAUUUUCCAAUUUAACUGCUAUGAAAGACUUGAGAAUAAGUGAUGUGUCUAAUGUGAGCUCUUCACUGGAAUUCAUCAGGAAUAUGAAGAAUCUGUCUAUUCUGAUACUGAGGAAUAACAAUAUCUCAGAUUCGCUCCCAUCAGAUUUUUCAGGAUACCAGGGUUUAUCUCAGCUGGACUUAAGCUUCAACAAGUUAACGGGACAGAUUCCAGACUCGCUUUUCAAUUUGAGCUCACUCACUUACUUGUUUCUUGGAAAUAAUAGUUUGAAUGGCGCACUUCCUGAACAGAAAAGUGCAUCCCUUCUUAACAUUGAUGUGUCAUACAAUAACUUGAUGGGAAGCUUUCCUUCUUGGGUCAGCAAUGAUUUACAACUUAAUCUGGUUGGCAACAACUUUACAUUGGACAAGUCUGACAGUAGCCUUCUUCCUUCAGGAUUAAACUGUCUUCAACGGAAUUUUCCUUGCAAUAAUGGGAAGGGAAUCUAUUCUAAUUUUGCAGUUAAAUGCGGUGGCCCUCAGAUUACUACAUCCAAUAAUACCGUGUAUGAGCGGGAUAAUAACAGUCUCGGUCCUGCUACCUACUAUGUGACCGACACAGAGAGGUGGGCAGUGAGCAAUGUUGGUAUUUUCAAUGAAAUUUUCCAGGAAGGGUCGGAUCCUUCCUAUAAAGCCUUGCUAUCAGAGCUGUUCGAGAGUGCACGGGUCUCCGCUUCAUCUCUACGAUACUAUGGAUUAGGGCUGGAGAAUGGAAACUACAAUGUCACUCUCCAGUUUGCUGAAGUAGAAAUCAGGGAUACUGGAUGGCAAAGGCUUGGGAGGCGUCUUUUCGAUAUAUACAUACAGGGAAACCUUGUUGAAAAGGAUUUCGACAUACGAAAAGAUGCAGGUAGUGCCUCUCUCACAGCUGUCCCCAAAUUGUAUCAGGCUCAGGUGACAGCAAACUAUCUUGAAAUACACUUUUUUUGGGCUGGAAAAGGGACUUGCUGUGUACCAAAUCAAGCCACAUAUGGACCUUCGGUUUCAGCCAUUAGUGCUGUCCCAGACUUCGUACCCACUGUCAGUAACAAUCCCCCAACCCUUGACAAUCCUACAUCCCGCAAAAAGGAUCGUACUGGCUUGAUAGUUGGAGUCGCUACUGGAGUUGGAGUGGUCGGCUUUAUGGCUGUUCUCCUGGUGUUCUAUGUUGUUUGGAGAAGGAGAAUGGCACGCAUGAUUGAAGAUCAAGAGUUCCUUGGCAUGGAUGCUAGACCUUACACUUUCAGCUAUGCGGAACUAAAAGCUGCUACAGAUGACUUUAAUCCCAAUAACAAGCUUGGGGAGGGAGGAUUUGGCCCUGUUUUUAAGGGAACACUUGAUGAUGGGAGGGAGAUUGCUGUUAAGCAACUUUCUGUGUCAUCCCACCAGGGAAAGGAUCAAUUCAUGACGGAGAUUGCGACUAUAUCUGCAGUGCAACACCGCAACCUUGUUAAACUGUAUGGAUGCUGCAUCAAUGCAGAUAAUCGAAUUCUUGUUUAUGAGUAUCUGGCAAACAAGAGUCUUGAUCAGGCAAUCUUUGGUCAAAGAAGCUUGAAUCUUGAUUGGGCAACACGGUAUGAUAUCUGUAUUGGUGUUGCGAGGGGUCUUGCUUAUCUUCAUGAGGAGUCAAGGCUGAGAAUCGUGCAUAGGGAUGUGAAGGCCAGUAAUAUUCUGCUGGACUCUGAUCUCACACCUAAAAUAUCAGACUUUGGUUUGGCUAAACUUUAUGAUGAUAAGAAGACCCACAUAAGCACCCGUGUUGCAGGAACCAUUGGAUAUCUUGCUCCCGAGUGUGCAAUGCGUGGCCACCUUACAGAGAAGGCAGAUGUAUUUGCGUUUGGCGUAGUGGCUCUAGAGGUUGUCAGCGGAAGGUCAAAUUCAGACCCUAGCUUGGGAGAAGAAAAAAUAUAUCUCCUUGAAUGGGCUUGGAAUCUGCACGAAACCAACCGUGUUGUUGAGCUGGUUGAUUCUAGAUUAUCAGAGUUCAAUGAAGAAGAGGCAAUACGCAUGGUUGCAAUAGCGCUCUUGUGCACUCAAACGUCGCCAGCACUAAGACCCCCAAUGUUCCGUGUGGUGGCAAUGCUCUCCGGAGAUACUGAAGUGGUGACCGUGUCCACGAGGCUAGGCUACUUGACUGAUUGGAGAUUCAAUGAUACCACUAGCUCCUUGGCUGAGACUGCUGAUAAGAGCACAGACAAGAGCCCUUACAACUCUCCAUUCACUGCAAGCACUGUUGGAACUGCAAAUCUUUCACUGGAAAUUGCAACGACACCCAUGCUUGAUGAGAUAAUCGGAGAUGGUAGAUGAACAUGGUUACCUGGAUGGAUCUCAGCUACAUCCAUAUCAGGCUUUAUCAGUUGAUUACGCCAACAUUAUGUACUGUAAUUAAUUACUAGUACAUACGGAUGAAUUUCCUCUAGAAGAUGACUCUCCCUGUCAAAUCAUUUUUGCCGUCAUGUAAAUUAAAGCUGUACAAAAAGCUGUACAAACUGUCAAUUUUUCUGGUAAAUUUGCAGAGUAUCAUUUCACAA